GCGGCAGCCACCACCACGGCUGCCGUCGCCGACAGGGGGGCUCCUUCGCUUCGCCGAGGCGCUUUGUUGUUGGAACGGCCCUGUUGACUUUUCUUCCAUUCUUUCUCCAAUGGUCCAAAGCGACAUGUCCAGAUCGCCUCCCACCCUAGCCACGGCGGCGCAGGAGAUGCAGAUGGAGCUGCUGGACAAUCCCCCGGCGCUGGUUACGGCGGUGCAGUCUUACAACAAAGGGGCAAGAAGAAAAAACAGAUUUAAAGGCUCAGAUGGGAGUACGUCUUCUGACACUACCUCUAACAGUUUCGUCCGACAGGGUUCGGCGGACUCCUACACCAGCCGUCCGUCUGAUUCAGAUGUAUCUCUUGAGGAAGACAGAGAGGCAGUGCGGAGAGAGGCAGAGCGACAGGCCCAGACACAGCUGGAAAAAGCAAAGACAAAACCUGUUGCAUUUGCAGUCCGAACAAAUGUUAGCUACAGUGCAGCCCAUGAUGAUGACGUACCAGUCCCAGGCAUGGCCAUCUCAUUUGAAGCGAAGGAUUUCCUACAUGUUAAAGAAAAAUUUAAUAAUGACUGGUGGAUAGGACGUUUGGUAAAAGAAGGUUGUGAAAUUGGAUUCAUACCAAGUCCAGUCAAAUUGGAAAACAUGAGGCUGCAGCAUGAACAAAAGGCAAAGCAAGGAAAAUUUUACUCCAGUAAAUCAGGAGGAAAUUCAUCAUCCAGUUUGGGUGACGUGGUACCUAGUUCAAGAAAGUCUACACCUCCAUCAUCUGCUAUAGACAUAGAUGCCACUGGUUUAGAUGCAGAAGAAAUUGAUAUUCCAGCAAACCAUCGCUCCCCCAAACCCAGUGCAAACAGUGUCACAUCACCCCACUCCAAAGAGAAAAGAAUGCCCUUCUUUAAGAAGACAGAGCACAUCCCUCCAUAUGAUGUAGUGCCUUCUAUGCGACCAGUAGUCUUAGUGGGGCCUUCCUUAAAGGGAUAUGAGGUGACAGACAUGAUGCAAAAAGCAUUAUUUGAUUUUUUAAAACAUAGAUUUGAAGGGCGUAUAUCAAUCACACGGGUCACAGCAGACAUCUCGCUUGCCAAACGCUCAGUAUUAAACAAUCCCAGCAAGCAUGCGAUAAUAGAACGAUCCAAUACAAGGUCAAGUUUAGCUGAAGUUCAGAGUGAAAUUGAACGGAUAUUUGAAUUAGCAAGGACAUUACAGCUGGUAGUACUUGAUGCUGACACUAUUAAUCAUCCAGCUCAACUUAGUAAAACCUCUCUGGCUCCCAUUAUAGUGUAUGUAAAGAUUUCUUCUCCGAAGGUUUUACAGAGGUUGAUAAAAUCCCGAGGGAAAUCUCAGGCUAAGCACCUUAAUGUUCAAAUGGUAGCAGCUGAUAAACUGGCUCAGUGCCCUCCAGAAAUGUUUGACGUGAUUCUGGAUGAGAACCAGCUUGAAGAUGCUUGCGAGCAUCUGGCUGACUAUUUGGAAGCCUAUUGGAAGGCCACGCAUCCUGCCAGCAGCCACCCCCCUAGUCAGCUUCUCACUCGAACCCUGGCAACUGCCACUCUUCCUAUCAACCCAGGCCCAAAUGUUAAUUUACAGGGCUCUCAAGGAGAUCAGAGGAAUGAACAAUCAGCCCCUGAACGAACUGGUUCCCAAGGGGAAGAAGAAGCACGGGCUGAACCCACCAGGAAAUCCCAACACCGCUCUUCUUCUUCGAGUCAUCACCAUAACCAUCGUAGUGGAACUAGCCGGGGCCUGUCUAGGCAAGAAACGUUUGACUCAGAAACACAAGACAGCAGAGAUUCAGCAUACCUAGAGCCAAAGGAGGACUACUCACAUGAACACUACGAUUCUCAUAGAGACCACAGUCACAGGGACGAGUCCCACGGGAGCAGUGAUCACAGACAUCGAGAAUCAAGGCAUCGCUCAAAGGAAAGAGACCGAGAGCAAGACCAUAAUGAAGGCAACAAGCAGCGGAGCCGUCAUAAAUCAAGGGACCAGUAUUGUGACAGGGAUGGGGAAGUGGUAUCUAAAAAACGCAACGAUACAGCCGAAUGGAAGAGGGAUGUGUAUAUCCACCAGUAACAUUUGCCUCCGGCAGUUUUGUGUUUCUUUUGAAGUUGUGUAUGACAAAGGCCCUUUAAAAAACAAAAACAAAAAACUAAUCUGGGUUUUUCAUUGCAGAACACAUGGCAUCCUGUAUAUGCUGAUUUUGUAUUGCUGUUGCUUUCAUGGCAAUGGCAUGAAAUAGAAUAUUCAUUUUUAUUAGUGCUAUAACACCUUGGCAUAGUACAACUGCAAAGUUCCUCAUGUUGUACCGUGCUUUUUUUUUUUAAUUUUGUUUUCCAAAGCUGUUUUUGGUAGCUGCCACUUGAACAAUAUCUGUUGCCAUCAAGGUGUUGUUAGUGUUUUCAGACAAAAUACAGUUGAUGUUUAAUAACUUCCCAUGUUUUCCAGCAAGCCAAAAUCAGCACAUCCAAAACUGAAGCUCUCAUCUAUUCGGAUUUUUUUUAAAACUGUAGGCACCUGAUUUGCAUAUUGAUUUAAGAGCCACUUAUGUUGCUUGUACGUCUAGUGGACUACAUUUGGGGACAGAAUUCAGUCUUGCCUUAUACACUGGGGAUCAUAAAGUCAAAAUCUCUUUUCUAUGUACUGGUACUGUGUACUGUAUAGACAGUUUAUAAAUGUUAUUUCUGCAAACACCUUCUUACAUAAGAUUGACCACACUGUUUUAGAGUCCUAAUGCCAAGUCAGCAGAUUUGCUUUUGAAUUACUGGCAAUUGAAACUAGCCUCAUUCAGGAAAUUUGUUAACAGUGUUCACUCUAGACACACUUUCUUGUACUUAGUGUAAAUAGGAAUGAAUACUUUAGAUAAACGGUUGGAUUGCCCUUGCAAACUUAUCAUUUUUGCAUUUUAAACCUUUGGCAAAAAUAAUGUGACACUUCAGCUGGUCAUGCUCUGCACAGUAUACACUAAUUGCAGUGGGCACACAGAUAUCUUUUUCCUUGUCAACUUGAUAGGCCACAUUCGACAUGGUGUAUGGAAGUGUGUGCUUGUGUGUAAAAUGAUAUAUAUUAUAUAAAAUAUGACAGGAGUGAUUGCUAAGGGUACCCAAGAAAUUCUAAAGGUGAAUCCAUAUGUUAUGGAUCAGCCAUAAUUUGCAUAUUUAGCUGCUCAGGCAUGAGAUCUAUUCACAUAUGUACUGCGGUGUCUGAGGAAGACACCCAUGGAAGACCAUGAGGCUACUUCUAUGAAAAGGGGCUGCCACACUUUCAGUACACCAAUUUAUAGAAGCGCACGAUCUUCCAGGCUUCUGCUUCAAAGGUCAUACUGCUCAUCUGAGCAGCUAAAUGUGGAAGUUGGGGCCAAAACAUAACACAUCAGUCAGCCUUGAGAAUACAGAUUAUUCUAGAAUCCAGUAAUUGCUUCCUUCUGUCUAUAAUUCUAAAGGUCCAAAUUGCAGGCAAGCAACAUGAGGACGUUUAUGGCUACGGGUAAUUGGGAAAGCAUCAAUCUGCUGGCUCUUCGUUGAGGAUCCAGGAAAGUUAAAAACACAGGCAAAUGUGACUGUGAGUGUUUCACUGGAAAUGUAAAAUCUUUUUGUGUUUUAGAGUAUUCGUUUUAGUAAGAAAAGUUUACACCGCUUGUGGAGAGUUAUU
Molecule: messenger RNA, 3646 nt
Organism: Elgaria multicarinata webbii
Lineage: Eukaryota; Metazoa; Chordata; Lepidosauria; Squamata; Anguidae
Gene: CACNB2
Product: calcium voltage-gated channel auxiliary subunit beta 2
Exons: 14
Coding region: 110-2071 (653 amino acids)
Biological process (GO): calcium ion transmembrane transport
Cellular component (GO): voltage-gated calcium channel complex
Molecular function (GO): voltage-gated calcium channel activity; protein binding
Source: RefSeq, a predicted model, not a curated record